Molecule: messenger RNA, 12158 nt
Organism: Zeugodacus cucurbitae (melon fly)
Lineage: Eukaryota; Metazoa; Arthropoda; Insecta; Diptera; Tephritidae
Gene: Prosap
Product: SH3 and multiple ankyrin repeat domains protein 1
Exons: 14
Coding region: 2032-7509 (1825 amino acids)
Cellular component (GO): dendritic spine; postsynaptic membrane; postsynaptic density
Molecular function (GO): synaptic receptor adaptor activity; ionotropic glutamate receptor binding
Source: RefSeq, a predicted model, not a curated record
UUCGUUUUUAGACUGCGUUGUGACUAGUUUUCCUUGAAUCAUAAGAACAUUUCCGUUCUUGUUCGUCAAAUGUGUAAAAAAUUAAUAAGAAUUCAAUUGAGUUCGUGCCAAAUAAACGGAGACGGGAAGAAAAUUUAAAGUUAAUGUUACUAAUCGAAUAUUCUCAAAUCUAAGCCACUGAAUGAGGACGGAAUGUGCAUUACUUUUGUGCAUACAACCAGCCCACAUACCUAUGUGCAUAUGCAUAUAAAACGGUAUUAAAGUAUACAUAUGAAAAAAUAUUAAUGUAUACUUGUAUAAAAGUGUAUACGACAGUACUAAAAAAUGCAUAAGUCUGAAAUAUUGCAAAUAAAUUAGGAAAUAAUAAUUAAAAGAAGAGGCCGGAGUAUCGUAACGUUAAAACAACAACAGAUAUAAAUCUGAGAACCGGUUUCAACGUUACAUAUAAAUAGGUGUAUGUACACGUAAAAAUUCUCCGAUGGCCAGAUUCCGACAGACUGAGCAAUAACAAAGCCAAUAACUAUUGGAGCAGUAUAAAACCAGCGAAAGCAAUAGCAAAAUGAAAACUUCAAAUGACUGAUAUGUAUACCAGGGUGACAAGAGAAUUUGGAUUUUUUUUUCAACUAAUGCACGUUCUAUCUUCAGCCUAAGCAAUAAAAUAAUAACACCUCAGCAUAUACAUAUACUCAAAAAUUAAUAAAAAGAAAUUGUUAAAAAUUACAAAAUACUUGCAUACAUACAUAUAUAAUAAAAUAUUAUAUAUUUGAAGUGUAAAUGUCAGUGCAUUUGCCGCGACGCUCGUAAUAAAAAUAACUCGGCAGAUAUACAAAUUUGUAUAAACAAUGUAGAUAAGUUCGCCUACGUUUUCGGGUGAAUUAAAUCGAGUUAAUUGAAAGCCAUAAGUAUGAUCUGAAUGCGCGAAAUAUAGUACCGAGUGUAAUUUCGUAAGAAAUAUAAAUACAAAUUAUAACAAAAUAUAUAAAUUUCUAAACUUAUGAAUACACGUUUAUAAGGGUGUACAUAUAUUUGUAUUCGUUAAAUGUAACAAAUUUCGAUAGAAAGUGAAGUGAAAAAGUCAAUCGGAAGCUAAGCGAAACAACGAAUUAUAAGUCAAAAUAAGCCAAAAAAUAACACCAAUACAAUAUAUUCUAGAUUUUUUUAUUCAUCGAAAUUUUACGCAAACCGUUGGUGAGCUCAUUGCGAACAAAGUGCUUAUUAGUGUGUGUGAAAUAAAUUUCUCGCUAAAAAUUGUGUCUCUCUUGUAUAAUACACGUUCAUUACUUCCUUUGCCAUUUAAACUUCUGUACGUUUACGAAUUCCUUAUUUCAAUAUGCCCCUUUUGAUGGGUUGCUUCGUCCGCUCUCAGAGCAUGGCGAACUUAAAAUGAAAUACAUAAGUAACACAGGCAACUGAGAGCAUUUUGAAAGUAGAGCUCAAAGGAGAAAAUAUUCACAAAAUAUCUACAUAUAAUAAACACACAUCCUACAAGGAACCGAACAGAAUCAACGAUUUUUUGCUUCCAACGAUCGGCUUUCCACUGAGACCGUAUUGGUUGCAAUUUUACAUGCAGCAGUUCUCUUUCGCAUUAGACAUUAAAAUUGCCCAAGGAUACAAUAACACGAAAGUAGUAAGGAAACUAAAAAAACGCACGAAAAUUAAGCUGCAUUACAUCGUACACUCACACAUAUACAUAUGUAUACAUACAUAUUAUGGACCAUUGGUAUACAAACGUCUAUUUGGAAUAAUGUAGGUGUGUCUGAAAAGAUCCUUGAAACUCCAUUAAACGAGGUGUCUGCUACAACGAAAAAUAUUUUUUAAAAUACUUCCAUAGGUUAAAAUACACAAUACAUAUUUUACUCCAUUAAAAGCACAACUGAUUCACCGUAAAUGUCAUAUCCGUAAUUUGAAAUUUUCUAAACCCAGCAAUUUAAGGAUAACAAUAAAUACUACUUAUCAAAUUUGAUUUAAAAUAUAUUCAAAAUUACCGCCUACCACCCACCCACACCAAAAGUCAAACAAAACCCGGCCAAUAUGGACUCCGGUUCAGGGCCGCGGUUUGACGAUGAACCACCUCCAGAGCCUCGGGAUGGGUGGCUUCUGGUACGGGUUCAUGUACCCGAGCUGAACGUAUUUAAAUGCCUGCAGUUUCCGUCAGAUCGUUUAGUUUGGGAUGUAAAACAACAGGUUUUCUCCUCAUUGCCAAAGGUGGCCUUUUGGUUUAAGGAGCUUAAGGAGAGUUUUAAUUAUGGAUUAUUCAGUCCACCUUCAAAUGGAAAAGCCGGAAAAUUUCUUGAUGAAGAGCGACGUUUAGGUGAUUAUCCGUUUAACGGUCCUGUCGGCUAUUUAGAGCUUAAAUAUAAGAGACGCGUUUACAAAAUGCUAAAUUUAGAUGAAAGACAGUUAAAGGCAUUACACACACGCGCCAACUUGCGUCGAUUUCUUGAGUGCAUCCAUGCUGGACAUGUAGAAAAGAUAGCAAAAAUGUGUUCCAAAGGCUUAGAUCCGAAUUUCCAUUGCCCAGAAACUGGUGAGACCCCACUAACUGUAGCGACUGGAGCUAAGAAACCAAAUAAAUUAUUGAUAGCGUUAGUUAAUGGUGGUGCUUUACUUGACUAUCGCACCAAAGACGGUACUACAGCUCUUCAUAAAGCCGUUGAAAAAGACUCACUUGAAGCUGUAACAACUCUACUAGAAUUAGGCGCAUCACCUAACUAUAAGGAUGGGCGCGGCAUAACACCUCUCUACUUAUCUAUCGCCCGGAAAUGUGAUCCAAAGGUAACAGAGAGCUUAUUGCAUGAUCAUGCCUCAUUAGGUAUACAGGACACUCAGGGUUGGAACGAGGUUCAUCAGGCUUGUCGGCAUGGUCUUGUACACCAUUUGGAACAUUUAUUGUUUUAUGGUGCGGACAUGGAUGGCCGUAACGCUUCCGGUAAUACACCAUUGCAUGUAUGCGCUGUUAACAAUCAAGAGGCUUGUGCAAGAAUGCUUUUGUUUCGUGGUGCACAACGUUCUGCUCUCAAUUAUGCCAAUCAAACUCCCUAUCAGGUUGCUGUAAUUGCCGGAAAUAUGGACCUAGCCGAAAUCAUACAGAAUUUCAAGCCUGAUGAUGUUGUUCCAUUUCGCGGACAACCUCGAUAUAAUCCAAAACGCCGGUCAGCUGUGGGCUGGCCAGGUGGCAGCUGCACCAGUAGUUGCGCUGGCAGCCUGAUGGGCACCUUGCCACGGAAAAGUUCAUGUUGCCAUAAUGGACCGCCAUCGCCUUGUCCAUCCGAGCAUAUUCCUUAUAGCUCGGCUAGUUCAAGCCUCUCCGAAGGAUCGUCAGGGCAUCGCUCACAUGAAGAUGACAUCAGCAUUGUAACAGACAAAUCACUUGGCGACACUAGUGACUUAAUCAGCGACUCAUCUGGUGUUGGUACCAAUUCAGAUUCUGCUGCGUGCUCAAUCGGACAUCCUAGCACCACAGUUGUUUGCAUGGAACCAUACUCUGGUAAUGCACCAGGACAUAUUUCAUUGCAGGCAGGAGAUGUUAUUGAAGUGGUUGGAUCCACUGAUUGUGGUCUCCUGGAAGGGUACAUUCGGGGUUCAAAUCAAUCCGGGUUUUUCCCUGUCGACUGUGUACAGGAAGUGAGCUUACGUCAAAAGAACACAGCGGCAAUACAUCUUACUAGUAGCAAAACCAAUAACACGAACUGCCAAUCACCUUAUCAGUCACAACACACUUCAACUGGAGAUUCAACGAAGAGCACAGUAAACCCGCAAAGGUCACCUCAACUAAGUAUCAGCGGUAAUACAACUACGAAUGCAGCUAAUACCAGUGUUGACACGCUUUCGCUCAUCGCGCCCAACCACACGCAACCCUCACCUUCAAUGUCAUUAAAUAGCAAUGGAUCUGAUUCAGCGAUGAAUGUUAGGUACCACAACACGUUACAUUCAGUUAGUCAAUUCAGUAGCGCUACAGCUCCACGUUUGAAAAAGACAGGCUUUAAUGAACCGCGAACAAUUAUUCUACAUAGAGCAAAACGUGGUUUUGGUUUUAUAUUACGAGGUGCUAAGGCUUCCUCACCACUUAUGCAAUUGAAACCAACUGAACGUUUUCCAGCGCUCCAAUAUUUAGACGAUGUGGAUCCGGGAGGUGUGGCCGACAUGGCUGGCUUACGUCCUGGAGAUUUUCUCCUGGCCAUUGGUAACGAAGAUGUUCGCGCAGCUUCCCAUGAGAAAGUCGUCGAAAUGAUACGUUCCGCUGGUGCGCUUGUCUCCAUGACUGUUAUUUCCCCUCAAUUUCCUCAUCAAAUGCAAGCUGCAGCACAAUUCUUACCUAACAUUUAUCAAUUAUCAAGCGGCCCUAGUACACCACAACCAUCCCAUCGCCAAUGUGCAACAUUACCACGCAAAAUGUCACUAGGUCCGGGUGCUACAACCGGUAAUGUCAGUGGUGGAAGUGGCGGAGUUAGUCGGAUGCCAGCUCCAAUACCGCCACGUCGUGAUCCAAAAACAACACUAAGCGUUGGUCGAGCAAGAGCGAAAUCAAUGGUAGCAGGUCUGGAAAAUGGUGGUGAAAAAGAUGACGGAGAAGUACCACACACUAAAUCUUCGUCCGUUGAAUCAAUAAUCACACCCACACCAACUCAUCCAGGGACUCCAGUGCAGUUACGUACCGCUAGUAUAAAGGCCAGACCAACGUCCAGUCGCAUAACUGCUGCCGAGCUGGAGGAACUUUUCCAACGUCAACAGGGUGAAUCAAUGGAUAAUUCAAAUAGUUACUCUACAAUGAUGACGACAUCUCGAUUUCAGUCUGGUACAGACAGUGGAGCUGCUACACCACCGGCAAAUACCAAUUCGCCGAUGAAGGCUCCUUUGGUCUACGGUAGUGUUGCUGAAAUGAAACGCAAAGCAAAAAUUAAAAAUGGAACCAUGCGGGGCAAACCAUGCUCCAUACCGUCGGUAGGCGGAUCCAUUGGUCAUGACCUAAAACGAUUCCAUUCAACUCCAGAUUUAAAUACACAUUUAAAUGGAUCGGUAUCAUCUAUUUGGGCACCAGCAAACAAAGGACACCAUUCACAAGACGAUGUCGCGACUCUGCAUGCUUCUUUACAACGUUUAAAUGUACUACCCCCACCAACACAUCCACCACCCCCACCACCGAUCGGGCAAGUUAUUAAAGUGGAGACUCGCAGCACAUCUGAGUAUGAGUCGACGUUAUCAUUGCAACAAAAGUUAAAGAAGCGUGCCGAAAGUGAUGCUGUCACUUCUGCAGCAAUUGAUGGUAUUCAAUCAAGUUUCAAUCCUUCAACAAAUGCUAAAAUAUAUGCGUCGCCACAAGAGUUACGAAAUGUAAUGGCAUGGAAGUUACGCCAAUCUCAAGAGAACCGACAAACCCAAAAUGACCAAACGCAGCAGCAACAGCAGCAGUCUCUGUCCUCGAAUACACAGGUAACGGCUUUGCAACAGCCAGAAUCAAAUCCUUCUACACAAACACAACAGUCUAGUAGUCAAUAUGCACAACCAACAACUAGUCAGGUAAUGUUGCAGCAGUCACAACAACUAAAGAAAACGCACUAUGAUGUAGGUCAACAAAAUGGCAACUCUGAAGGCCACACUACAAGUAACAACAGCAACAUUGGAACAGGUCCCGCGCCUCCAAUACCAGAGCCAGAUUAUAGUUUUAGUGAGUCGGAUGAUGAGGAUGAAAAUUCUAUUUUAGUCGCUAGAAAUACUAAAUUAAACGAAAAAAUUACACUUGUAGAGAUUGCGGACACCUGUGGAAACAGUCAAGCAAGCGGAAGUAGCACUGGAUCUACUUCAAUUUCGCACUCGCUAUCCGUUGGUGAGAUUCAACGUGUUCGCAGUAACUUGAAACAAUCAAAAUCAUCACCAAAUGGUUUUCUUAAAAGCGAAAAUCUGCAAAGAUCUGUAGCUGUAACUGAAGCUGGUCCCAUGGGUCAAAACAAAGCUGAUGGAAUACUUGCCGAGGAUCAGAAAAAUAAUAAUAAAAACAACGAUCACCAGAUUAAUGAAGCAAACGGUGAAGAAGGAGAUAAUAGCUCGUCAGGUGUAAGUAGUGACCAAGAAGUCGCUGGCGCAACAAUGAAAGGAAACAUUACCAGAGCUACUGAUACAAUUAAGAAAAAGCCCAAUGUUACGAUUGUUGAAGACACUAAAGCCAAUAAACAUGAAGAAACUUUAGGACUCAAAUUGGGAAAGGUCACAACAAUAAUUUCGAAUCUAAUCGAAGAAGACAUUGUUAUUAACUCACCAUCGAGUAUUAGUACGAUUUGUAAGACAAUGGGCACUUUAACAUUACCGUCAUCCAAUGCUAUCGAAGUGGAAGCAAUAUCAACAUCUGCAACAACAACGUUAAAAGAAAAGAAUGAGGAUGCCCCUACAGCAGAAAUCCCUCCCACGUCGAAAAUUCCAAUAUUCAACGUUGCCAGCUCUGCUGCUGCAUUUGAAGCUAAAGCAACGAGUACUACAGUGACCGUGAGGCAAAUGGUGCAGCAGCAACACGCUCCUGCAAUCCAGCAACAGCAGCAACAUAUAUCGGCAACGAAAAUUAAAUCCUUGACAAUUCAAGGCCAACAAAUGAGUGCGACUAAAAGUCAUCAAAGCGUCAGUGGUCGCUUGGGACAUGUACAACCACAGCUUAAUUCAAACCAACCCUCGCAACAACAGACAACUUCAAUUUUGCCUAUAAAUAUACCGCAGCAACAUUUGCAUCCAAAUCAGAAGCUGGUCGCCACACAGCAGCAUAUAUUUUUGCAACAACAGCAGCAGCAGCAACAUCAGCACCAUCAUCAACAACAAUUGCAUCAACAGCAUUUACAACAAAUACUGAAGGCAAAAACAGCAGCCGCUGGUGUUACAGGUACAAACACGGCCGCCAUUGUUACCAAACAACAACAACAACUACACAAAAAAUCGCAACAUGAAGGAAAAGAUGCAAUAUAUGAAUCGGAACAUGAGCAGCGUUCUGAAGACGAAGGCGAUUUGAGUCCGUCACCACCUGCAAAAGGAUUUCAGCGUCACAAUUCGUUGACCCGAAAACAGGCAGCAGCCAUUGCUAUGCAGCGCGCUAGUCGCAGUGCCGCUGUCUCCUUGAUGCAAUUGCCACCACCAAUUGAAUCAGACGGCGACCACUAUGAAUUGAACUCCGCUGGCGAUAAUAGUAACAUCAACAAUCCGAUUUUAAAUACCACCGUACCAUCUAGUGGUCGAACCAUUGUAUCUGUACCCAUUAGUGCCGAAAAUAUAGUGCUAGCGCCACCCCCACAAUUUUGUGACUGCAACGACAUCAAGCAUUUACCACAACAACAGCUAAAUCACAUUCAAUCAACUCAACAACAACAACAACAAUUGCAUUUCCCACACCAACAAUAUCAACUGCAAAUGCGUACACACAUGCCAGUCCAAGGUGGCGGUAGUGGCACUUGCGAAAGUGGAAACGUCGGUACAAUGGGACGCAUGCGUAACUUGGGUACAACUCCUAAAACACCACACCACCGAUUACAUUGAAUAUUGAUUGAUAAUUGAAUAUAUAUACGUUUACACUUUCAUAUGUUCAUUAUUUGUAUCUGCACAUGUAUGUAUGAGUACUUAGUACGCAGAAUAGAAAAGGAUUAUAUAUACCCUUGCUGAAAUCCAUCGUACAUUCAUUCAUAAAAUUCAUUUUGUAAUAGUUUUGUAAGCAUCUGAGCUAUCUUAUCUAAACUGGUCCUAAACUAAUAGUCCUAAUUUUUAUUAUUUUAAACAAACCAAAUGCAAUUCAAUGAACUGUUUACAUAAAUCGAGUUUUUUAACUUUGUAUUAACUCGGCCAAGUGCGAAAUUAUAUUUUAUUAUAUUUAUUAUAUUUUUUUAUCACUCAGAUAACAAAUGUUGUUGUGAGCUUACUUUCUAGAAUGAAAUAUUGUGCGCGAAUUCAGUAUUUUCCGAUAAAAACUUUGAGUAUUAUUUUAUUAAAUUUGUAAAAAUGUGCUUCAACAAUUUGUUUGAAUUUAGUCAUUAAUAUCAUAUGUACUUGCACAUAUUGAAUUAUACAGUUACAAAGUGCAUAAAUACAAUAGGUAAAAAUCAUCAAUAUAUAAUGAAAUUAAGUUUAUGUUAACAUUUAUAACAAUUAUAAAAUACACGUACAUAUGUUAUGAGAAUUACGUAAGAAAGUGUGAAUAUUUAAAUAUAGUAAAUUGCAAUAACACUAUGAAAUAGAAAAUCAUGCUAAAUCAAUACUACAAAUAAAUUUAUGUUAUACAAUAUUUCAACGCACAAUAACGCCAUGGUCAUAAGAAUCACCAAUUACUAAAAGAGAAUCUGUGAAAAACGAUCACGCAUUUUAAGGCUGACAGUAAAUUUAAACAUUACGUUUCAGUUUAUGAAAACAAAUACGUUUAAUUACAUUUAGUUAAGUGGCUGCUUAUUCACAUAUUUCAUUUGAAAAUAAAAACAUAAUAAAUUAGAAUACCACAACAGACUUCAGUUUAUAAACGAAUGAAUGAUAUUGCCCAAAUGUACUUUGAUAUAGAGGAUGCCAUUAUGCACAAUUUUAAUUCAUACUCUAAUAGUAGUAAUUUCGGCUUACAUGGCUUUGAAAUUCACAUGUCUUUGUAUACUGUAGUUUUGAUUAUAGUGGUGUAUGAAAACGUUAAUUUGAUUUUCAUAAUAAUUGCCAAAGAAACUCAUAUGCCCCUCCAGCACUAAUAAACAGCUUUACAAAUUGAUUGAAUGGCAUAAUUUUGAUAUAUUCUGACAAAACACAAAAUAUAAUUUAGCGGUAGAUUAAUAUUUAUUUAAGUAUAGACAAAUAUUACUGUCAACACAAUCCCAUUUCUCGUUUUUCUUAAGAUGCACGGUAUAUACAUAUGCAGACACACCCGCACGUAAAUAUAUUUAUAUAAUAGAGUAGAAAAAAGUUAAAAGCACAAAUUCGAAGAUAUACAAACGUUAAAAAGAUCCGUCGAAAGCCCUUUCACUAAUUACGAUACACAUCUUAGUAAAAGGUAGUUACAUUGAAUGGUUUCAUUGACCUUAGCAGAAGUAGAACAUCGGGUAUUUUAUGAAAUCCAUGCAAUUGAAUAUUUAACACAACAAUAGAUGUGGCUGAGGCUGUACUCACAUAGCAAAAAUAACAGCUUAACAAUAAAGUGUCGGAUAGAGGAAUCUGUUUAGAGUGACAAGGAACUCAUGUUUGCCUUUAUACCACGCACGGCUAACGUUACUUUAUUUCGUGUUAUGGCUAUUCAAAGAAUUAUAAAAUGAAUAAAAAAAAUAAAUGAAAAAAAUUUAAGUUCAUCAAAUAAUAAAAAUAUAAUAAAUUAUUUAUAUAUUUAAUGUAUAAAUAGUAUUUGCAAUUCUAUAGCAUUAUAUAAUAGCGAAAUAAGAAAAUAUGUAGGUCCUAUUCGGAUGAAGAAAGCAGUGAGUAUUCGCAGUACCUUUAAGGAUUUUGAGGCAUUUAGAUUUCGGUUUUUUUGGUAUCCAUAUUGCUACUUUUAAGCUACUUUGAACAUAUUAUAAAUAUACAGUAGUUUUCCGAAAUAACGGACACAUUAAUUGUCAGGCCUGUUCUUUACAUUUUUCGUAAAUUCAACAUUUUAUAGUAUAGUAUAUGUAUCUUCAAAUUAUGAAAAUAUAUGCAUAUACAUAUUUUCCAGCACAUUGCCAAUUUUUUGUUACCGUUGAUUAUUUUGUUCAUGCAUUACAAAACGUUAAAAUGGUCAGUUAUUAGAGGAUUUGCACUUAAAUUUCCUUCUUUAUGUGUCCCAUUAUAAUAAAUAUCAAUAAUUUCUAACAACACCAGCUUGAAGACAUGAUUGAAUUGCCUGGUGCGAAUUAAAUUUUUAACGUCUCCUACAAUUUUUUCGGAAACCCGACUAAAAACUUUCAAAAACUAUCUAAUUUCAUAUUUUUUUAGGGAAAAGAGCAAACAAGUUAAAUUUAAUGGAUUUCAUUAUCUCUACACAUAAAUGUUAAUAGAAAUACCUUUUCCAUGAUAUAAAACAAGGCGACAAAUUAUGAAACAUCCCUAUCCCAUCGUCUUCUUCGAGAUAAUCUUGUUUGAAAAGCUCUUUUCGAAUACCAAAUCAAUCAUUAUAGAAUUGGGCGAGUUAUAUCUUAAAAAAUUUAAUGAUUUCAAAAGAGUUUUAUAUGGUUCAAGUUUAUCAAAAGACAAAAUUAAGAUGGAAGAAAUGAAACAUUACUGCUGAAAUAAUAAUACUUGCUAAACGCUUCUUCCGUUAGCCGAUUGAAUAUUUUAUUUUAUUUUGACAAAUAUACGAUGGAAUUAUUUGCAUAAACUUUAAUAAAAAAAACAAUGGGCACAUGUGUAUAAAGAGAUUCACUCAUGCAUACAUACUUAGUUUUAUUUGAUACAUCCACACAUGUGCUAACAACUUAACUACAUAAUAUUUCGUAAUAAUAUUUCACCUUAUUUGAUAUAAGUAUAUACAUGCAUCCAUUUGUAAGUAUAAAAAUAUCUAGAUACACAUGUGAAAUCGCUUGUUUACAUACAUAUAGACUUGUAUGCCGAAGAACGUACAACCUGUCUGUAGUAAAUGCAUUAGCAGUAGUAAGUUUAAAUGAAUAAAAGCAGUUUGAAUAAAAAUAAAUACAUAAAAAAGAAUAUAAAAAGACCACUUCUUUUAUAUCACAUACAUACUAAUCCAUAAUUAAAAAAUUGAACAUUAAAUAUGUAACGUUACUAGGAAAAACUAAUCUAAUUAAACAAAAUUUUACAACUAUGUAAUACUCUACGAUUUCGGUGUUGAUAUACAUACACAUACGUAUAUACCCAACUGGGUAUGGAUGAGUAUAGAGUCGUAUUGAAACAAUGAGUUUGUAGGGAAAAUAUCAUAUGACCUUGUAUACAAUACAAAUUAUUAAAAUAAACGAAUUGAAGCAAUUUAUUGAAUUGAGAAGUAUAUAAAUAGAGAUUGCCUUAUUCCUUCAAUGACGGGAACUUAUACAUUCAAAAGGAUUUAUUCAUAAAAUGUGAUUAUGCUUUUGAAUUAAGAUGAAAUAUGAUUUAGUUAUUAAUUGAAAUGAGUUGGAUAAUUGUUGGCAUUUUUAAAUUUUCCGCAAUCUGUAUUAUUUGCUUUUUCUUUAUUAUUUGUAAUUGAAAUGGGUUUCCAAUUAACAAUUGCUUCCAAAUGUAUAGUUGGCUAUGUUUAUGAAUGAUUUGAUGUUUAAUUGAUUUAAUGCUCCUAUUAAAGGUUUCUAAAUAUCUUUAAAAAAAGAUUUUAUCUAUCAUAAAUACAUACAUAUUUGUAUGUAACACAAGUAAAUUAUAAUUUAAGAAACCAAAACUGGUUUACUAUGAUUUAACAAAGAUAGACACAUUAUCCUUUUCGACAUGAGUAUAAUUGCUGUGCCAAAAUUUGACAGGGGUGAUCUGAUUAAAUGUAUACAUUGAAUUUAUUGAAUACCGCAAUUACCUAAAAGUAAGAACUAUUUAGCAGUUUUCAAUGUCACUUUCAUGAGUGGUUAGACAGCAAUAUUGACUAAAAACUAAACAACCGACUCGAAAUUACAUUUUAAUUUACAAAUUAAUUACAAAUAUUAAGUAAAAACAUAUAUAAACUUAACUUAAACUAAUAUAAUUAAGAAAUGAAUAUUUCAAUUACUGAAUUGUCUACUCUCAAAAGUGUCAAUCUUCUUUCAAAAAUCAUUGCUAAUAUUGAUUCGAAUGAUUUUCUACCUCUUUUUGGUUGUUUUUCUUUUUUUAAGCAUGGUGAAUUUUUUAACAAAACUAACUAUUAUAUAAAUGUAGAGGGUAAGUAUCUAGCUAGUUUUAACUGGAUAAAUAUUUAUAUAUAUAUACACAGUAGUUUUCCGAAAUAACGAAUAUUCGUUUUAAAGAAAACCACUUAUAACGAACAAGCAAAUUUUUCACAUUGAGUUCCUUAAAUAAAGAACAUCGGUGAUUUUUAAGUACUCGGCUUAACGAACAACAUGAAGAAGACAUAUGAAGAAAGAGAAAAAAUCAAAUAACAUCGAACCAGAAUUAAAAAUAAAACUUGAAAAAGUUCCAAAGAAAUGUGCAAAUUGAAAAAAUGUUGAAUUUUAUAAAAAAGCUUAAAAUUAUUGAUCAGCACCAAAUAGAAGUGUCAGAAUUGGUCUACUUUGGAAGAAUUUAUUAUUUCAAUUGUUUUGUUAUGGUUUUUUCAUUUUUUU